AUGUCCGAGACCGUCUUUCCCCGUCGGUUUCGGGGAGGGACGCGGCGAGGCGGGCGCGCCGGACCGCGGGCGGGGACCGACCAGGCCGUGGGGGACCCCUGGGAGUGGGCAGCCUCCGGGGGCACAAGGGGCGGGCGGGGUGGCCGCUCGGGCGCCCGGGACGGCGGGACUGUGCUACUGCCCCUGGAGAUGCUGCUGAGCUGCCCCUUGCUGUAUGCGCAAGGCUCUGACAGUCCCGGCCAAGAGGACAGUGCAGUGUCCUCCUGCGGGCAGGACUGCCGGCCCUCCCGUGCCUCCUGGGCUGGCAGGAGCUUCAUGGGCUCCCAGGGUGCCCUUCAGUGUGGGCUCCGGGAUCAGCAGCAGCAGCCCUUAGAGGAUGACUCCUUUCAGGCAGGCACAGGGACAACCUUCCCCAGUAGUGACCGUGGGAGGGACAUCGCCAGAGACCGAAAGGGGUCAGCUGUGUGGCGAGAGGAUGCCGUGAAUAAUCCUAUACCUUCCAAUUUGAAAUCGGAAGCAAAAAAGGCUGCUAAAAUUCUAAGAGAAUUCACGGAAAUAACUUCCAGAAACGGACCCGAUAAGAUCAUUCCUGCCCACGUCAUCGCCAAAGCCAAGGGCCUUGCGAUUUUGUCGGUGAUAAAAGCUGGAUUUCUAGUAACUGCUAGAGGAGGCAGUGGGGUCGUGCUGGCUCGUCUUCCGGACGGAAAAUGGUCUGCACCUUCAGCCAUUGGGAUAGCUGGGCUCGGCGGAGGGUUCGAAGUAGGAAUUGAGGUAUCAGAUUUGGUAAUAAUUUUGAAUUAUGACAGAGCAGUAGAAGCUUUUGCAAAAGGUGGUAACCUGACCCUUGGAGGGAAUUUUACUGUGGCAGUUGGGCCCCUGGGAAGGAAUUUAGAAGGAAAUGUUGCCCUGAGAAGCCCUGCCGCUGUCUUUACAUACUGCAAAUCAAGAGGGCUCUUUGCUGGUGUAUCUUUAGAAGGCAGUUGUUUGAUUGAAAGGAAAGACACUAAUCGGAAAUUUUACUGUCGAGACGUCCGAGCCUACGACAUUUUAUUCGGAGAAACGCCGCGGCCGGCGCAAGCGGACGACCUCUAUGAGAUUCUGGAUUCCUUCGCCGCGAAGUACGAGCGCGACGGGCAACGAGCCAACGCCAGGAGAGCCGCGCAGGAGCGGAGGAGGCCCGCGGCUAGAGACUUACCUCCCAAGCCGCUGCCGAGCCCCCGGCCGACACCCGCACGAGCCCCGCUGGACGCUGGCUCCCAAAGUAACGGAAACAAGUCUAAGCUCUACCCUGAACUUUCCAGCUUUCAGGAGAGAGUUGGCCUGCCCGAGCCCUUGGAGGUGACGGCGCUGUAUUCCUUCGAGGGACAACAGCCCGGGGACUUGAAUUUUCAAGCCGGAGACAGAAUCACAGUCAUAUCAAAAACAGACUCGCAGUUCGAUUGGUGGGAGGGAAAGCUUCGAGGUCAAACUGGCAUUUUUCCAGCCAACUAUGUUGCCGUGAAUUAA
Molecule: messenger RNA, 1506 nt
Organism: Enhydra lutris kenyoni (northern sea otter)
Lineage: Eukaryota; Metazoa; Chordata; Mammalia; Carnivora; Mustelidae
Product: SH3 and SYLF domain containing 1
Exons: 12
Coding region: 1-1506 (501 amino acids)
Cellular component (GO): ruffle membrane
Molecular function (GO): protein binding; phosphatidylinositol binding
Source: RefSeq, a predicted model, not a curated record